This is a messenger RNA of Lachancea thermotolerans CBS 6340, 1290 nucleotides long. Its product is annotated as KLTH0F10824p. NCBI's taxonomy places the organism in Eukaryota, Fungi, Ascomycota, Saccharomycetes, Saccharomycetales, Saccharomycetaceae. Bases 1 to 1290 code for a protein of 429 amino acids. The record is from RefSeq and is a predicted model, not a curated record. The transcript has a single exon.
AUGUCUACCACAGUUAGGGUUGUGCUCGAUCCUCCCUCAAAUGGGGAAUUCUAUACUCUGGAAGAUGUUAUAGCUGGAAGCGUGGUUCUGGGGCUCGAGAAAUCUGUGAAUAUCAGGGAGGUAAUGGUGAAGCUUGUGGGACAAUCUGAAGCAGUAGUGAGGCCUGGCGAUCACCUAGAAAAUGAAAAGCCUCAAAGCCUUCAAGUACCUUUAUCGGACAAUAGGUCGCUUCAUGAAGUCGUAAAGCUUGAAUCCUCCGUUUUUCCGCCAGAAAAUGUCAAAGCUGCUAUGAAAGGUUCAAGGAAGCCCUUUAAGGUCGAAAAAGGUGAAUACAAAUUCCCUUUUGAAUUUCAUUUCCCAAGCAGACCGCAAUGCAUCCAGAGGCAUCAAAGAAAGCUUUUUACAUAUUUGAAGGGACGCACUAACCCUAAACUGCCGCCUAGCUUUAACAACUUGCUAAGUUCCAAAGAUGUUUUGAACCUAAACGCCUACUUCUAUUCGCUGGGCUGUAUUGAAUACUUCGUCGAAGCAACAGUCUUUACCGGUGGUGACGAGAUGUGGUUCAAGCCGUUUAGAAGCUACCCUGCUCUGAAGCGUACUUUCGAAUUUAUUCCGUCGAACGUCGCGCAAGAGCACUUAGAGGAUGCCCUAAGGGAAAAUCCAAACACCCCUCCUCAGGUAUUUCGCUCCAAAUUCGAUGUUACGUUUGAGGGCAGCGAACAGCAGAUGUGGGUCGAGGUACGUUCUAAACACCUGCGAUCCGUGUACCGACUUGACUAUCUCUUCAGGCCCUCUGGUAAGAAGUUCAACCAAGUCUUUCUGUGCAUGCUUAAUCCCCUGCCGGAGAGCGCAGAUCUAAGGGUGGCUAGGGUGGAAUUGAAUCUGAUAGAAGUUGUUACAUACCUUGCUGGAAACCGCUCAAAUGCAAAUCUUAGCUCCUUAAGACUUGCCGGGGUCGACACAGACUAUAAAGUUGAUCUAACAAAGUGUCAGCAAACGGAAAGUGGAUUCACUGAAUGCCACGUCGAACUGUCUGAUAUCUAUCCUCUCGAUAUGAUUCGAUUUAAUGAGGAGGACUAUAAGCACAAUGGAAACCGUCUUUACAGCUUUGAUUCAUGCAACAUUAGGCGUAGAUUCAAGUUUCAGCUGUUUCUGCACUGGACGCUAAACGGAGUGGAUCAUUUCCAAACUGAGGUUCUCACUAACUUUACUAAUAUCUUUUGCGAAUCUGUCACGGUAGCUGAGCAGCCUCCAGACUACAUGGAGGAGCAACUGCCGAAGUAUGAAUAA